AUUUUUAAUAUGCUCCAAUCAAGAUCUGACCGUUUUUUGCUUAAUUUGCAAAUCUUCUUCCUAAUUAGCCUGUUUUUCCAAGAAACCUUACAAUUUUCGGUCAGGGAACGGUCCAUAUUACUAAGCUUGAAACGACACUGGAGGGAUUCGGAGUUCCUCCAGUCAUGGGAUUUGAAUUCUUCAGCAUGCACUUGGUCAGGAGUUUCGUGCAUCAAUGACCGGGUAGUGACUCAACUAAAUCUUGGAGAAAAGAACAUUACUGGAAACAUUCCAUCAACAAUAAUAUGUCAGCUCAAGAACCUUACCUUCAUUGAUCUCUCCAACAACAACAUUUCAGGAACUAUUCCAGUAGGCCUGAAAGAUUGCUCAAUGUUACAACAUUUGGACUUGUCCAAUAAUUCUUUGAGCGACCGGAUUCCAGGUGAGUUGUUUGGGAUGAAACAGUUACUCAGUUUGUAUCUUAAUGGUAACAUGUUGUCUGGUGAGAUGCCAAAACAAAUAUCAUCUCAACUGGAAAAUCUUGAUCUUUCUGAGAAUCACUUGAACGGUUCGAUACUAGAAGAUAUUGGAAACUUGAAAAAUCUUUUGAAAUUGGAUCUGUCACAUAAUUCUCUCAGUGGUUCAAUUACAAGCAAGUUGUUUCAGUUGCAUAAUUUGCGUCACCUGUCGCUAAGCUCCAACUACUUGUCCGGUGUGAUACCUGAUGAAAUGGACUUGUUUAGUUUAUACGAUAUGGAUCUUUCACAUAACCAAUUGACUGGUUCUAUACCAAAGGAACUUGCGAAUUCAGCUGAACUGGAUGCUUUGGAUUUGUCGUAUAAUCAGUUAUCAGGAGACAUUUCAAAAAGUAUAGAGCAUCUUAGGCCUAUAAAUACUUUAAGGCUUUGUUCCAACAAAUUCUCAGGACGGAUUUCUUCUGAAUUUGUUAAUCUAACAUAUGAAGUGAAUUGCUUUGAUGAGUCCAAUCUUUCUUCUACAUCCAACAAUCGAAAACUUUUGAGAUCACAAUACUUGAUUAUUCCUAUUGUAGGAGUUGGGGUAGCUAUACAGUUAUCAUGGAUCUUUUACAGAACAAGAAAGCAUUGGUGGAAAACAAAGAAGCAGAAUGUCAAAGAUGACAUGAAGUUCAUUUCAUUUCAGAAGUUGAAGGUGACUACAGAAGACAUUUUGUCUAGCUUGAAAGACGAAAACAUAAUAGGAAAUGGAGGAUCAGGGAAGGUCUAUCGAGUUGUGAUAGACCAAACAGGCAAUACUUAUGCUGUUAAAAGCAUAGGGCAUGGAGAAAAAUCAGGUGGAAGACCCCAAAAGGAGUUCCUGGCAGAAGUUAGAACACUUGGUAGCAUUCGACACAACAACAUUGUCAAGCUCAUGUGUUGCAUCUCAAGUUUAGACAGAAAGCUUCUAGUCUAUGAAUACUUUGAGAAACAAAGCCUCGACAAAUGGCUUCACAGAAAGAAAAGUGCAGUAUCAUCGGGUCAAAGUAGUACCCCGGCCUUGGAUUGGCAAAAGAGAUUAAAAAUAGCCACUGGUGCAGCGCAAGGACUCUGCUAUAUGCACCACGACUGUACUCGAUCCAUCAUUCAUAGAGACAUUAAGUCCAGCAAUAUCCUUCUGGACUCAGAAUUCAAUGCAAAAAUAGCAGAUUUUGGACUAGCAAAAAUACUAUCCAGGAGGGAUGAUAAUCCUGAGACAGCUUCUGCUAUUGCUGGAACAUUUGGUUACAUUGCACCAGAGUAUGCCUCGACAUUUAGAGUGAAUAUAAAGACAGAUAUAUAUAGCUUCGGAGUGGUGCUAUUGGAAUUAACAACAGGGAGACAACCCAUUCUCAGAGAGUACCAAAUGAAUCUAGCACAAUGGGGUCAACAGCGUUACAAAGAUGGGAAUUUCAUUGUUGCCCUUGAUGAAGAAAUCAUGGAAACAAGUAAUGUGGAACAAAUGAGAGGUGUUUUUAAACUAGGACUAAUGUGUACCGGAGCAUCACCAUCUAGUAGGCCGUCAAUGAAGGAGAUCUGCAACAUUCUUCAAAGUCUCAGAGACUCCAUAUUUUGAGAGAAUAGAAUGUUUUGCCUUACAUAGAUAAAUGUAGUUGUAUUUUUUUUAACAGAAUGAGAAAGUCGUGUUGAUAACGAUUUCCUCCAGCAAUGUAUACUUUAGUAAUACUGUCAGAGGACAUUUUUUAUCCUCAGACAAAUCAAUAGCCUCAUCUGGUUUAAGUGGUGUCAAACACAAGGGCCUGUAAGCUUUACCUUAGAAUGUGAUUCCUUGUUCAUACUUGAGAU
Messenger RNA from Solanum verrucosum, 2279 nucleotides. Its product is annotated as leucine-rich repeat receptor protein kinase EMS1-like. The coding region runs from base 10 to 2049 and encodes 679 amino acids. The transcript has 2 exons. NCBI's taxonomy places the organism in Eukaryota, Viridiplantae, Streptophyta, Magnoliopsida, Solanales, Solanaceae. Gene Ontology annotation, molecular function: ATP binding; protein kinase activity; protein binding. The record is from RefSeq and is a predicted model, not a curated record. Gene Ontology annotation, biological process: protein phosphorylation.